AUGCAAUACUCAAACCAUAUCUCUCCGCUAAUACGUCUAGAUCACCAUCGGCACGUGCAAAUUUCAGAUGUAAUUUGCAAUGAUUAUACUCGAGUAAUACUGAAUGACGGAAAACCUGGGGAUUACAUUCAUGCUAAUUAUGUUAAAGGGGAAAAUCUCCUCAAUACUUUCAUAUGUACACAGGGCCCUUUACCUAACACAAUUGAAGAUUUUUGGCGCAUGGUAGUGGGUGAGAAGGUAGCACAUGUGGUAAUGUUAUGCGACACUGUGGAAAAUGGGAAAACCAAGUGUGAACAGUACUGGCCUAACAUGCAAGAUCAGAAGUUAGAGUUUGGAGGUAAUUUGUUUUUUGAAUUGUCACUUCUGCAUAAUUGUAAGACGCUAAUCAAGUCUCAAGUGUGUAAUCGAUACUUGUCAUUUCUGAGAUUAAGAGAGUGAGA
Cylicostephanus goldi is the source of this 440-nucleotide messenger RNA. The record is from the annotation of a GenBank genome assembly. NCBI's taxonomy places the organism in Eukaryota, Metazoa, Nematoda, Chromadorea, Rhabditida, Strongylidae.